This is a messenger RNA of Acanthopagrus latus (yellowfin seabream), 7720 nucleotides long. It is a transcript of the gene fndc7b, whose product is annotated as fibronectin. Gene Ontology annotation, molecular function: protein binding. The transcript has 29 exons. The record is from RefSeq and is a predicted model, not a curated record. NCBI's taxonomy places the organism in Eukaryota, Metazoa, Chordata, Actinopteri, Spariformes, Sparidae. Bases 60 to 7145 code for a protein of 2361 amino acids.
CCUGCGUACCUCGCCUGUCUGACGUGGAGAUUGACUGCCUGACAAACUCAGCCUGGGUGAUGUACGAGGAGUCUGCCGGGGCCGAGGACUAUGUCGUCAUGGCGACAGACAGCCAGGGUAACGUCCAGACAUUUGAGUGUAACUCCACGUCAGAUGGAAUGUGCAGUUUGCCGCCGUUGAUGUGCAGCCAAAACCUCACCUUCACCAUCAAGGGCCUCGACCGGCAGUGCUCCAGUGCCCCCAGCAACGCCAUCACAACCGAGACAGCUCCCUGUCCUCCUGAGGAUGUGAUGACAUCAGUGAGCUGUGAAAAUCACACAGCGAGCAUCUCAUGGUCGGCCGUUCCUGGUGCAGUUACGUAUAAGGCCACGCUGGAGCAGAUAAAUGGAGGCACCUCCUGUUGCACCACAUCGGACACGGGCUGUGACAUCAGCGAUCUGCCGUGUGGAGAAAUGUACAUCCUGCUCAUCUCGGCUGAGGGACGAACGUGCAACAGCUCUCAGAGUGAAGGAGAGAUCGUCAGAACAGCGCCGUGCGUUCCUAAGAACCUCAAAGCCAAUCUGAGCUGCAGCAACAAUGUGGCCUCCAUGUCGUGGGACCACAGCAAUGGAGUCGGACAUCUUUACAGGGUGAGGGCUGAGAGUGCCGACGGCCAUGUGAACGAGUGUGUCUCCAUCGAGACCCAGUGUGAUCUGACAGGACUGCGUUGUGGACAGCAUUACGUGGCUACUGUGACGGCGGAGGACAGAGACUGCAAGGGCAAACCCAGUGACAAUGUGACAGUCAAGACCGUGCCGUGCACCCCUGUGAACACCUCCUCUGCAAUGGACUGUGAGGCCAAUUCUCUGAUUGUAUCCUGGUCAGAGAGCCUGGGAGCCGACUCCUACAUCGCCACAGUGCAGGACAGUAAUGGUCAGACCACAAACUGCGUGGGCACAACUGAGGGAUCCUGCAAUGUGACGGGAGUCGGCUGCAGUCAGAUCUACCACGUCUCCGUGGUCUCCUCUGAUGGAUACUGUGACAGCCCGUCCACUUCUGUGGUUAACACAGCUUCAGUUCCCUGUAAACCGAGAUUUAUCAAGGCAGUGGUGGACUGCUACACGCAGACAGCCCUGGUGGGAUGGUUCCCAAGUGAUGGAGCUCUGUCGUACAUGGUCACGGCCACAGCAAUGUCAGGCCACAACAUCACCUGUGAGGCCACGUUCGCCCACUGCGAGCUGACGGGGCUGCUCUGUGGCCAGAGUUACUCUGUCUCUGUCAAAGCUGUGGGAGAAACCUGCAGCAGCAUCGCUCACAUGUCAAGCCAGCUGGUCACAGAGCCAUGCAUCCCCAAGCGCAUCACCACUGAGUACAGCCAGAUGAUCGGCCAGGUGCUGUGGGACAUCGCCGCUGGUGCUGACAACUACACAGUUGAAGGGGUGACGGAGGAGGGCCUGAUGGUCUCCUGCAUUACAGGCGACAACUUCUGUGCCUUGUAUAACAUGAAGUGUGGCGAAAUGUACAGGGUCACCGUCACGGCAAACAAUGACGUGUGUCAAGACUUGUCCACUUCCACCGAAGCAGUUACAAUAACAACUGAGCCUUGCCCACCAGGCAACGUGCAGGCCAAUGUGAAAUGUCAGAACGACAUGGCAGUUGUGUCCUGGGAGGCCAGUAUUGGUGCGGUGGGCUAUGAGGCUCGUCUCCGCGGCCGCGAUGGCCACUUUCUGACGUGCCACACUAACAACACUUUCUGUAACAUAUAUGGCCUCCACUGUGGAAUUGUCUAUUACACUGAUGUCAUGGCCAUCGGACAGACGCUCAACAGUAGCGCCUCCCCUACUGAACUGCUGGUCGCAGCUCCCUGUGCAGCUAAAGAUGUGGCAGCUAGUUUGGAUUGUUACAACAACACAGCCGAAGUCUCCUGGACUCCAGCCAGCGGAGCAAACUCCUACAUGGUGACUGCUGUAGUGGAUGGUCACCGGGCUUCAUGUGAGACCGAUGGUGACCAGUGUGAUUUGAUGGAGCUGCAGUGUGGUCAGAUGUAUAACGUCAGCCUCACGACCAUCAGCGACCACUGCCAGACCGAAACACAGACUAACGUCACCUUCAACACACGACCCUGUAAACCCAUCCGGGUUGGAGUCAACCUGCAGUGCGGGACAAGUACAGCAAACUUGCACUGGGAGGAAAGAAAUGGAGUGGAGCUGUAUAUGGCUACUGCCACCUGCAGCAUGGGAAUGACUCGGCAGUGCAACUCCACCAACUCCACCUGCCAGUUCUCUAACUUGCACUGUGGGGAAACCUACACAUUCUCGGUCACUGCAUACAGUCACAUGUGCUACAGUGAAGUCAGCAGCACUGUAGAGAUUCAGACAGAACCCUGCCAGCCAACUGGCCUCACAGUCAGCGGGGCAUGUGAGAAUGAGACGGUGGUGUUGGACUGGUCGGCGGCUGAAGGGGCUUCAGUCUACGUGGUGACAGCCGAAGGUGACCUAGGAUUCAUGACAUCUUUCCAAACCAGUGACACAACAGUAGAGGCUGAGCUGCCCUGCGGACAAACAUACAGCUUCACUGUAACAGCUCAAGAUGACAGAUGCGACAGCGCUGUGAGCCUGCCUGAAGAAUUCAGAACAGGUCCCUGCGUGCCGCAGCAUGUACAGAGCUUCACACACUGUGAGGACAGUCUGGGCUCGGUCAGCUGGGCCGAGAGCGAUGGGGCAGAAUCCUACAUGGCCAUCGCAGUUGGACUGGACGGCCACACCCACAUGUGCACCACAAACACCACCACCUGCACCUUUAAUGACUUGCACUGUGGCGAACAGUACACCGUUCACAUCAUCGCCAACGACUACAUGUGCAGCAGCAUGCCGAGCAACAGCACUUCGAUACGAAUGGCACCCUGUAUUCCUCAGAACUUGCAGUCAUCUCUGAACUGCACUAUUAAGGUGGGAUCGUUGAGCUGGAACGCCAGUGAAACUGCUGAGUUUUACAUUGUGACGGCAGAGAACAACAGUGGCCACAAAGUGCAGCUCAGCACUAACGAUACCUGGACCUUCAUUUCUGAGUUCAUGUGUGGACAGGAGUACUACCUGUCUGUUCAGGCGGCCGACUCAGUGUGCACAAGCCACCCCAGUGUGCCUUCAAAGCUUACUUCAGAGCCCUGUUCGCCCACCGGCGUCUCCAGCUUCAUGAACUGUGUUUCUAACAUUGCUGUGGUGUCGUGGAGCAGCUCGGCUGGGGCGAACUUCUACACAGCCACAGUGACGCAGGAAGAUGGCCAGUCAAUAAGCUGCUGGUCUGACAGGGAGCAGUGUGGUAUGCCCAACGUCCUCUGUGGACAGAACUACACAGUGACGGUCGUCGCCUCGAACGGCGAGUGUAACUCUGACCCCAGUGAGGCCGACUCGCUGCAGUCAGUGCCUUGUGUUCCUACUGACGUGGUUGUAAAGAUGGACUGCUCUGAAAACGAGGCUGUCGUGUCCUGGAGAGCCAGCGAGGGCGCUCUCUCCUACAAAGUGUCGGCUAAGAGUUCACAGGGAUCCAUGUCACUCUGUGAGAGUACAGACCCAGUCUGCACAUUGACAGACCUGAAAUGUGGCCAGUCUUACUCUGUCCAGGUGGUGGCUGAGGAUGGUAUCUGCUCAAGUUUACCCAGCCCAGCCAUAGAGUUCAAUUCAGUUCCUUGCACACCUGAAAUUGGCUCAGUGGUUCUGGACUGCUACACCAACUCUGCUCUGCUGGACUGGGCCUUCGCUGAGGGUGCCAUGUCCUACACCGCAACAGCCUGGUCCUCUAGCGGCCAUACUUCCAGCUGCACCACCAACCACACCAACUGCGAGCUGAAGGACCUGCACUGUGGCCAGACCUAUAAUGUGUCUACUGUGGCCUCAAAUGAGAACUGCAGCAGCCCUCCAAGCGACAGCUUGCAGGUGGAAUCAGUGCCUUGUCCUCCUGAAAAUGUUCAAACUGUACUGGACUGCUCCAACAACACAGCCAGUGUGGAGUGGCAGGCCAGUAGUGGAGCUGAUUUCUACAUUGUCCAGGCCUUCGGCAUAGAAGAAGAUAUAUCUGGUUGCGAGUCAGCCUCACAGUCCUGUGAACUCGCAGACCUCAUGUGUGGCUUCAUCUACAACAUCAGCGUGAUUGCCGUCAACAGUCAGUGCAAUGUUUCGCAGAGUGGGGUGACACAGCUGAAAACGGUGCCCUGUGUACCGCAGCAGUUAGAGGCCCGUGUGGUUUGUGAGUCUGGUGCAGUGGCGGUCUCUUGGGAGCAAAGCGACGGGGCAUUAUCUUACACCACAGUCGCCCAGGGCAAUGGUGGCUAUGCGUCAGUGUGCAACAGCAACGAUACAAUAUGCCUGUUUGAGGACUUGCUGUGCGGCCUCAACUACUCCAUCACUGUUAGUGCUUCAGAUAUGAUGUGCAGUAGCGCUGGAAGCUCUGCUGUGGAGAUUAACACGGUGCCGUGCGUACCACCCAAUGUAACCGCCGAGAUGGUGUGCAGUAACGACACAGGCGUCGUGUCGUGGGAAGCAGGAGAGGGUGUCUCCUCCUACAUGGUACGAGCUUUUGGGCCAGAUGGUGACAUGCCAAUGUGUAACAGCACAGGAACCAGUUGUCGGCUACCCAACAUGCACUGUGGCCAGCUCUACAAUCUGACAGUGACAGCUAAGGAUGGACGGUGUGACAACAGCAACGCGUACCUCAACCUGCAGUCAGUGCCUUGCCGGCCAACCAACGUUAAGGCUGCCCUACUGUGUGAAUCCAACUCAGCCGCGGUGACAUGGGAGCGAGCCAGUGGAGCGCUCUCGUAUCUUGCCGUGGCUGUUACAGCGGACGGAAGCCACCGGGCUGAAUGUAACAACACCGUGACUCACUGUGAUCUGAGAGACCUGCAGUGUGGACAGACCUACAAUGUGAGCGUGUUCGGCCAAGAUAAGUCCUGUUCCAGUGCGGAGAGCGAGAAGGCUUACGUGCGAACAGCCCCCUGUGCACCCCAGAACGUAGAGGUUAAGGAACACUGUGAAGAGGGUGCCAUGACUGUGUCUUGGUCCCCCAACCCUGAUGCCCAGUACUUCCAUGUGGCGGCAGUGAGCAACACCAGGGCGAGACUCUACUGUAACUCCAGUGGCACUGCCUGCACAUUAAGGCAUCUGCCAUGUGGACAGACCUACAAUGUUACCGUGCUUUCUGUAAUGGAUAGCUGUGAGAGCAAGCCGAGCCCUGCGAUAGAGACUUCCUCAGCUCCAUGUGUGCCGAGGAACACUAGAGGCCAUCUGGACUGUGUGUCAAACUCUGCCUGGGUGACGUGGGACACCUCAGAAGGAGCCCUCAGCUACUUUGUGCUGGCCAAAGAGGUUGGAGGUCACAACUCGACCUGCACGACCACCGCCUUGCACUGCAACGUCCCAGAUCUGAAAUGUGGAGCUAUUUACACUUUCCACGUCACUGCUGUCAACAGUCACUGCUGGAGUAAUUAUAGCAACACCUUUGAGCUUGAGACAGGUCCUUGUGCUCUAACAUCCGUUAGUGCAGUGACACAAUGCAACAGUGACACAAUCCUGGUUGAAUGGGAGAUGACGGAGGACACGUCCCUCUACCUGGUGACAGCUGAGGGCCACGACCAAAGCAUCAUCUCCUGUAACAGCAGCUCCACUUCAUGUGAACUCCAGGAUGUCCAGUGUGACAUGCAUUAUAGCAUUAUAGUCUCAGCUUCUUCUGACAAGUGCAGCAGCCUCAGAAGCCCACCAAAGAAGAUUAAAACAGCACCCUGUGUCCCAAACAACGUGACAGUGGUACCAUCAUGUGAGGAGAAUGGAGCCAUGGUGAUGUGGUCUCACUCCCCUGUGGCUACAUCCUACCAACUGAUGGCCACAGGAAGAGACGGGCAUGUCGCAAGCUGCAACACCACAGUGAACAACUGCACCCUGGAUUAUCUGCACUGCGGACAGCCAUACAAUUUUAGCAUCACCGCCAGUAGAGACAACUGCACCAGCGAGCCUUUCACUUCAACCUUCAGAACUGUGCCCUGUGAGCCCUCUGGUCUUGCAGUGGACAUGGAUUGUGAGACCAACUCUGCCAUCCUGUCUUGGACUGCCAGUGAGGGCGCUGUGGAAUAUUUUGGCUGUGCCAAUUCUACAGAUGGAGAGGUACUCUACUGCGACAGCACAGCCACCUUCUGCACCAUCGAAGGCCUGGAAUGUGGUGACAUUUACAAUUUCUCUGUUGAAGCGUCCAACGGCGUCUGCAACAGCUCGUUUAGUGCACCCCUGGAAGCGGGAGCAGCUCCAUGUCCUCCGACUACUGUAAACGUCCAAAUGCGGACAAUAGGCCAGGGUCACUGGGCCAUGACGUCGUGGGACAGCGUCAAUUGUUCUGAUGUUGAGUACCUUGCAGUGAUAACUGGUCGAAUCAACAACAACCCACAGACCCUGAUGGAUGUCUCUUCUUAUUGGACAGAAAUUACAUACUUUGAGUUCCUGAUGCCUUGUAGCACAGCUUAUAACCUCAGUGUAUGGGCCAGAAACUCAGCUGGAGUCAGCGAGCCAUCCACUGCCUUUACUGGAGUCACAGUCCCCUGUGCACCACAGAAUGUAGAAUACACCGGCACCACACAGUCUGCUGUACUUUCCUGGGACGCAUCAGUUUUGGCCACAGUGUACACUGUCUUCAACGUGUCGGGGACAGACCGCGUGGAGCUUUGCAACACCACUGGGCUCUCUUGCCAGCUGACCAACUUUGACCCUGGUGCCACUGUAGUGAUAGCCAGCAAUGCAGAGGGAGAGAGCAACCCGAACAGCAAUAUUACAGGUCCAGUAGGAGCUCGCAGAAGAAGAGAUUUACGGAUCAAUCAAGUUUUUUCCCGUUUAGACGCUCUUACCAAAGGUCUUGAAAUCCCAGAGGUGAAGAUUGUAAAAGUAAGUGGAGUGUCCUUGUAUGUGCGGUGGACGACAGUGACGGAUGCAACCGUCUACACACUUGUGAUUGAGGAGAAAGAGCAGCCGGCUGACCAGCCACUCAGAGUGAGAACCGUGGAAGGUGAUAAUGCCAUAGAGACUGACCUCAAGCCCUGGACCACCUACUGCAUUAGGCUGGCAGCGAAAAACACCAUAAAUGAAAGCUUGUACUCAGAGCCAAUCUGCAGAACCACCACUGCCUCCUAAUGAAACACCACAGAUCCACUUCAACAGACACUGGACUCACAGGGUUAUAUGUAUGACUUCUUCACUGUGUAGCAUCCUUUACAGAAUUUUUACUGGUUCAGUCUCGAAGAGCUUUAGAUGAAGAUUUGUAAAAAGAAGGAAUUAAAACAACAAAGCUGUCACAAAAUUCUCCUCUGUGGAGUCCAUCUUACAUGUCACUAAUAAAUUCUGAUCAAACACGAAGAGAACCUUUAGAUUUGAAUGCUUAUGAAUCUUAAUUAGUAAUAGCAGAUAUACAUUUUCAUAAUUGUGGCUGGUAUCAUAGCAGCAUGUGGCAUUAUAGGUGUGUAUCAAAGUAUUGUGGAAAUUAUAUUUAACAAGAAUGGUUUUAUUUUUGAGGUUAUUAGAUUCUAUGGAUGAUUGUUCAACUAAAAAAGAGUAGUGCAACAAAAAAACUGAUUAUUUAUCAAGCUAAAUAUUUUUAAAACCAUGCAGUAUAUUUUCUUUAUGAUGCCCUAUGUGACUUAUAGUCUUGAACAGUGACGGAUCUUUUUAUCAAUCCCAGAAAUAAAUGAAUAAAAAUAAAUCUGUGAAAC